ACUAAAGAAGACAACAACAAAUGGCAGGAGAAUUGUUGUGCACAGAACUAUUAUUCUAUUAGGAUAAAAAAUUAGAAAAAUAAUUUUUUUUGGUGAAAAUUCAAAUAAAUUUUAAAUAAAAAUUAUUAUAUCUAUAAAUUAAAAAUAAAGUGAACAUUAAAAUUUAAAUAGUUUCAUUCACAAAAUUCAUAAAAACCAUAGAAAAAUCAAUUAAAAUUUACGAGACAAAUUAAGAGUAUUUUCUUUUUACAACAAAUCGUUUUUUUCCCCAACGUAAUCACAACGGCAGCGACGACCGUGUUAGAAUUUAGGAAAAAGUGUUUGGACACCGGUUCAUAAACAUGUCUAUAGCAAAAUUAUUUAUAAAAAUAUUUGGUGAAGAUAUAUUUGAAAAGUUAACUGAACCACAAGAUCCAUUAGAACAACAGGAGUCAUCUCAACAACAGGAUGUUGUUGAACCGCAAGAAAUGGAAAAAGAAGCAGCAGGGGCUGCUGAUAAGGUCAACAUAAGUUCAGUGGCCUCACAAAAGCCACGCACCGAAGACAUGUGUUUGCCGGAUCAUUUGUCCUUUUGCAGGCAAAUGGUAUUGGUGAAGUCCUGGCUAAAGGAAAAAUUGGAUGGCAUCGAGGUUAAAUGUAAGGAGGAUGUACUAAAGCAACAAUUGGAAAUGCGGUCAAGGUUGGGACCAGAAUUGGUUAUAUUUGAUAUUGAUUUUUCCUCAACGGUGCGCAUAGCCAAUGAUAGAUUAUCGGUCAGGUCGCAGGGUAGUUUCAAUACCAUCAAAGCAAAUGUUUGCGUCUAUGGGGAAAGGUGGAUGUAUGAGUUACAAUUGCACAGCAAAGGAGUGAUGCAAGUUGGUUGGUGUUCCAGCAAAUGUAUAUUCAAUGAAAACAGUGGAGUGGGUGAUUCAAAACUAAGUUAUGGUUAUGAUGGCAGUAAACAACAAAGUUGGCACAUCGCUACGACAAAAUACGGUGAGAAAUGGCAAAUUGGUGAUAUUAUUGGUGUAACCAUAGAUGUAGACAAAGAAUUGAUAGAAUUCUAUCGCAAUGGCAAAUCCAUGGGUCCGGCCUUUGAAAAACUUGAAAAAGGACCAAAUAUAAGUUUUUUUCCAGCCAUAUCAUUGGGCUACAAUCAGGGGGUACAGGCAAAUUUUGGUAAUGCCCCCUUUAAGUAUCCCGUACCGGGUUAUAUGCCCUUAAUGGCUAAACCUUUGAUAUGUUUAGAAAAAGCCAAUUUGCUAUUGGAGUAUUUACAAAAUUUAGCCUUAGUAGUGGCACGUCAUAAUUGUGAAAUGAGAAAAAGGCCUAAGGAUGAUAAAUUAUCAACAAAGAAAACGGUAUAUGUGGUGUUUUGUACUCUACUGAUAGAUAAGCUGACACCGUUGCUGUUUAAUACCUAUGUCAUCGAAGAUAAACUAUUACCUUUAAUAGGACAAAUGUGCAAUAUGAAAAAUGAAACUGAUUCGAUAUUACCCGGUCAUGCGGAAAGUAUUUUGGGUGCUUUAUUGAAUAUAUUUUGGAAUUAUUUAGAAGUGGAUGAAAUGAAGUUUCUUUUAAAGAAAUUAGCCAAUGCUAUGCUUAGUAAUUUUACACAUACCAAUAAGGGUUUGGACUAUGAGCAGCAGCGUCAUGCCUUACAGAUCUUAAUAUGUCUGUGUAAUCAUACACGUACUAGGAAAACCUAUUUGGAACAUAAGUUUUUCAAAAAACAUUAUUUGGCUUUAUUGAUGUAUAUACGUCCUCCGGAGUUUAAUUAUAUGCAAAAUUUAAUACCCAAUCAUAUGGCCUGGACAGAGGGUAUUGGUGGUCCGAAAAGUAAAUAUAUGUCGGUUGUAGAGAAAAUAGCCAAGUCUACGGAUUUCUUAUAUGCCUUACAAAAGACUCUAUUACUAACCUUACUCACGAAUAAUGAUGGUGAUGAUAAAACGCCCUCUUCACGUAAAUUGUUUUUAGCUAAACUACGUAGAUAUGUUAUGGAUUUGUCCAUGGAACAAAGGCCUUUUCAUUCUUUUUUCUUUAUGCAAUCGAGUAUUUUACAUCCCAUUGAGAAUACAGUGGCCUUAGCUUUUAUUGGCAUUCUGGUGGAUGUUACCAAGACCACCUUUGACAAGGAAAUGCCUGGCAAUGAUAUAGAAAUUAAACCCAAAUACUUUUAUGAUGGCAGUUUUGAGUAUCAACAUUAUGAUCGUGUGGGUGGGGUAUUGUCUCACUUACGCAAAGUUCAUCGUCAAGAAAUACAACAGUAUUUGGGUACGGAAAGAACCCAAGAGCUAAUAGAAGAUGAUCGGGUUAUUGUAAGAGUAGCAGAAUUGACUGCUGAUACUAUAAAUAAUAUUUCCAUUAUAGGUCGUCCUGCUGGCAAUUCGGCCACUUUUACUUCUUUUAUAAAUCCCCGGGUGAAUAAUACAUUAGAAAUAACUGCCGGCAAUAGUGACAACGAAUCUUCUUUAUUUCAAUUAUUGGAUUUAUGUGUUUUAUAUUAUUAUUGUGUGGGACAUAAAUACAUUGUUAAGAUUGCUUCGGUACGCGAUGAAAUAGCUGCCUUAAAUGAUGUUCUUUUAGAAACCAAAUAUUAUCGUGAAGAUGUUGAAAAGAAACUGCAAGCUUUAGAAGAUCAUGCCAGUGUUUGUAUGAAUGAUCAGCAUUCUCAUGUGGUUUCAGAGUUAAGAACUAAAUUUAGUCAGAGGGAAAAUGUUUUUGCGAAACGUUCGAUUGAUUUGGCUCGUAAACAAGCCUGGUUUAGAGCUGUAGCUUUGGGUCAGAAAAAACGUUUAUUGUUAAUUUGGUUAUUGGAGAAAACUUUAAGGACCUUAAAUGCUUCUUCCCAUCAAGGUAAUUUAUUUUCCUUUGUACCCGAAGUUUAUAUCAACAUAUUACCCAUACUGCUGGAUACAGUAAUGGAUUUUAGUAAUCACGAUUUGGUAGUACAAUUUGAGGUACAAGAUUCGGAAUGUGUUAUAAGUAUGGUGGCCGAUUUCUUAAGUGUACACUCAGCAGAUCCACGCAUUAUUUUGGCUUCAUGUAAAGAUUCUUUACUACAAGCUUUGGGUACAUUAACAUGUCAUCGAUCGGGUAUAAGGGCAUUGGAAAAAGCACCCAAAAAAAGUCAAUUAGCUUUAGUAAAAGCCUUAUUGCGGCCUUAUGAAAAUCGUGCCUGGGGUCAAAGUAACUGGUUACUUUUACGCUUCUGGUUGGGUGAUGGUUUUGCUUAUAGUGAUGCCCGCCAACCAUGUGUUUGGCAGGGUGGUAAUUCACCUUUGCAAAUUGGUCUUUGUCGUUCACGUGCCAAAAAUGAGACGCAUACAGGAUUGCUGCAUAAUAUAGCACCAGCAAAUCCCUCUAAACACUUUCAACAGCUAAUAGGAGCCAAACUAAUAGAAGAUGAACCAUUUGCAACGGCCUUUUUGAAUUCGGUCUUAAGUCAAUUAAAUUGGGCCUUUUCCGAGUUUAUAUUACUUUUACAAGAGAUACAAAAUACUGCUCAUCGCCAGGAGAAUACAGUUUUUGAACCAAAACAAUUGAAGAUUUGUUCAAUGUGUUUUGAGUUGACUGUCUCUUUGAUGCGCUGUUUAGAAAUGAUUAUUUCCGUAGCUCCCGAUAUAUUUCAUGAUCAAUGCCGUCCUAAUAGUGAUUUGGUUUUGAAUCGUGUUUGUCAACUUAUCAGUCAGGUUUUAUCACGUGUCACCGUACCUCCAGGAUGUUUUCAAUUUGUAGUUGAUAUGUGUUCGGCUGAUUUAAAUGCUGUUACACAUUUUCCCAUUAUAACAGCAGCAUUGGGUAUAUUGUUGGCUUUAUUUAAGGAGGAAAUGGAUAAUGAUAAGAAUCCAACUAAGGUCACCCGCAUAACCCGAGCCCUUUUAACUGAUCCUAGUUUUCAAUUUGCCAAUUUGGAGUUUGCUUUGGGUGAAAUAAAAACCCCGAUAUUACAACAAAGCGAAAUACCUAGAGGUAAUUUUGAUCCAUCGACUAGACCUCAUAUAGAUCCACUGACAAAUGAUGUAAGAGUUCCUCAACCUACUACCUCUACGAAAAGAAUACGAGCAGAUCCUCCCAUACUUAAGUUUACAUUAACAGAUUUUCCAACUCAUGUUACUGUCGAAGAAAUCGAACGUGUACGCCGCCUUAUUGAUAUGCUUAAGGCUAAACAAUCUUUACUUUCCGAUAUUACCUUGCCUUCCGAAGAUUCUCUUUGUCCGAUCUGUUGUGCCAAACCCAUAACUGUUGUUUUUAAUCCCUGCAAACAUCAGUCGUGCAACAAUUGUAUACUUCAACAUCUAAUGAAUUCGAAAGUUUGUUUCUAUUGCAAGACCCUAAUCAAAACUAUAGAGACCUCAGAUGGUACAAUUAUCUAUGAGAAUACCGAGUAUGUGCAGACGCCAUCAUUAUUUGAAGUUUAAUUUUCAUUUCAAAGAGUAAAAAAAAAUCAUCAUAAACUCGCAAUUAAACCCACCCACUCUUAAAUAACACAAAAAGUAAAUAAAUUAACUUUUUGUUGUUUACUCAUAUAUGCUAGUCAAAUAUACAUAUAUAUUACAAAAUUAUAUACUUAUAAGUAUAUUUUAUAGAUUUAUAUAUAAAGAAAAUUAAUUAUAUUUAAAAAAGCGAUAAAAACAAAAAAAAAAAAAAAAACAUAUUAAAUUUAAGUCAAAUUUUUACACUGCCUUUAGAUUUUGUUAUUUGGUAUUUUAAAAAGAAGAACAACAAAUUAUUUAUAAUGUAAAACCAACAAAUUGAAAAAUUCCAUAUUUUAAUUAAAAUUAAAUUGUUAAACUAUUUACUUAGUUUUAUAAUUUAUUUAAAACAGCUUUAGCCAUUUAAUACAAAAGCUAUUUGGAAUAUCAAAAUUUUUUAGCAAAAGCAUUUAUUUAGUUUGUAAAUACACUAAUUUUAUGUUUAACACUUUGGAAAACUUUUUAUCAUAACGCUCCACAAAGAUCUCUAAUCACAAAUUUUUUAGAUAUUAAAUGAAAAUAAUAUUUAUUUACACUAAAUCUACAGAUUUAUUAUAUUUAUUAAAAUUAUUAUUUUAUGCUUGUAAAGCUUUUUUCAAAAAACAAUGAAAUUUUUAAAAAAACGAAUAUGUUAUUAAAUUUGUAUUUAGAAAGAAAAAUAUUCAUUUUAAAAGAAAAAUUUUAAAUAAAAAGCAAAUCACUGCCAGUUGUAAUUGGAAGGAUAAAA
This is a messenger RNA of Lucilia cuprina (Australian sheep blowfly), 5181 nucleotides long. It is a transcript of the gene Kpc1, whose product is annotated as E3 ubiquitin-protein ligase RNF123. Gene Ontology annotation, molecular function: ubiquitin-protein transferase activity; protein binding. Bases 342 to 4400 code for a protein of 1352 amino acids. The transcript is spliced from 16 exons. Lineage: Eukaryota; Metazoa; Arthropoda; Insecta; Diptera; Calliphoridae. The record is from RefSeq and is a predicted model, not a curated record. Gene Ontology annotation, cellular component: cytoplasm.